Messenger RNA from Trematosphaeria pertusa, 1176 nucleotides. RefSeq lists its product as uncharacterized. The record is from RefSeq and is a predicted model, not a curated record. Lineage: Eukaryota; Fungi; Ascomycota; Dothideomycetes; Pleosporales; Trematosphaeriaceae. The transcript is spliced from 4 exons. The coding region runs from base 1 to 1176 and encodes 391 amino acids.
AUGACGCCCGAGGAACGAGAGCAGUUCCUGGGUUCGCCCGCCCUCAUGCCGCCGAAUGGCAUACAGUCGAAUUUUGUGGACCCGCCAAACGCGAGAAGCCAAGGUUCUGCAACAGCUCAGCUUUUACUUGCCACAGUAUUCGUGUGGAUGCGGGUGUUUACAAAGGCCAGAGUCAUCCGGAAAGUGCUGGUCGAGGAUUACGGCAUAUUGAUUAAGAUGCUUCAGGUGCUCUACGCCGGAGCGUUUCACCCUAUCGUCUUCCUCUUGGGAGCAUUACCGCUUGGCGUCCAUCAAUGGAACAUGACGAUUCGACACAUGAUUAAACACACCUACUACUACUUCUUCGCAGUCAUCACCUACUCUCUCGUUAUGAUCCCACUCAAGGCCGCACUCGUCCUACAAAUCUUGCGUAUCUUUAUUCCCGCCCACGCGCACCGCACGCCGCUUUUCUGGCUCGUCCAUUUCUUCCUAUGGGUGAACGUCCUCUUCUACAGCACUAUUAUCAUCUACCAGCUGUGUGCUUGCCAACCGAUGGCGAGGCUCUGGGAUGUCACCAUCACAGAAGGCCAUUGCUCGAGCCACAUGCUCGUGCAUAUCAUCUCGGCUGCGAUCAAUACAGCAAGCGAUAUUGUGUUGUUCGUCCUCCCUCAACCGGCGAUUUGGAGGCUGACGCUGGAAAGAACGAAGAGGCUGGCAUUGAGCGCGGUCUUCUUGGUCGCCGUGAUCGCCUGUGUUGCGUCAGCCUUUCGACUCCGUUACGCCAUCGCCUUGUACCGAUCAUCCGACAUUACGUACCAAGCUGCGUUGAUGGGGAAGUGGGCGGACCCGGAGCUCACGUGUGGGUUCCUAGCUGCUUGCCUACCUGUCCUGCCUAGCUUCGUCCGGCAUGUGAGGAGUCGACGAUUAUUUGUCAGGACGAUGGCGAUGCUAGGGUUGCGACGAGCUCAGCUGCCGUCGACGCCUACAUGGCCCAGUUCGGGUGGGAGUACGCGGAAGAAAGGUGGGCCGGUAACAGAUAUCGAGUUCGACGAGCUUGUACGGAGGCCGGAUGGUGCGAGUGCGAGGAGUAGUUUGGGUGAUCGGAUGGAGGGGUCGUGGGAGAAUCUGGAGGACGUUCAAGUGCCGAAGAGCUGUAUAGAUGGGGAAAGCACGAGGGGGGUGUUCGCCGCCUCCUGA